ACAACUGAAACCGCAGAGCUGAGAGUGCCGACAGAGAUAGCUUUGGCUUAGAUAGAAUCAUCCUCUCGAGUCCUGUUCCUCAUUCCAAUUUGGAAGCUGAAACAUCGUACAAUGGCCGUGAAAUCCAAGUCGCCAAUGGCGAUACUCCUCCUGGCGCUGGUCGUGCCUUUCCUCGUCCAGGGCAGCCUGGCUCAGACUUGUGGAAGCCAAGCAGGAGGAGCAUUGUGCGCAGGAGGCCUUUGCUGCAGUGAGUUCGGGUUUUGUGGAACCACAACUGCUUAUUGCGCAACGCGCUGCCAAAGUCAGUGCACAUCAACUCCAUCAACUCCAUCAACUCCAUCAGGCUCAUGUGGGACCAGCCUUGGAGGAGUUGUAUCUCAAUCCCUAUACCAAUCCCUCUUUCCUAAUAGGAAUGCUAUCUACUCAUACGAGAAUAUGAUCACUGCUGCUUCGUUCUUUCCCAGUUUCGCAACCACUGGAGACUGCAAUACGCGCAAGAAGGAAGUCGCGGCUUUCUUUGCUCACAUCUCUCACGAAACUUCUGGCUUGGUGUACACCGAGGAGAUCGACAAAGCUGCCUACUGCGAUCCUGACUAUCCUUGCGCUGCUGGAAAGCAAUACUUCGGCCGUGGUCCCCUGCAGCUGACCUGGAACUACAACUACAAGCAAUGCGGUGACUCAUCUGCUGUCAGCCUAGAUCUUGUCAACAACCCAGACCAGGUUGCACAGAACGGUGUCAUUGCAUUCAAGGCUGCGAUUUGGUUCUGGAUGACUGCUCAGAACCCCAAGCCUGCUUGCCAUGCAGUCAUUACCGGCGGCUGGAGCCCUUCCUCAUCCGAUUCAGCAGAUGGCAGGACUGCAACUUUCGGAAUGACCACAGUCAUCAUCAAUGGUGGACUGGAAUGUGGCUCAGGAGCCAGCAAUCCAGAACGUAACACCGAACGGGUGAGCCUUUUCAACAGCAUGUCCUCCGCCUUCGGAGUCAGUCCUGGCAGCGGCUUGUCUUGUGCCAGCAUGAAGCCUUACUCAGCAUGAAGCCUAGACGCCUACAGCUCGAGGCUUUUGGCCUGAUACAUUGUAGCGAGAUUAAUUAGAUUGCCGGACGCAAUACAUUAGGCAACCACAUGUGAUCAGGGUUCAGCCUCAAACUGCUGGCUUAUGAGUCCGAAUCAGGAAAUUUUUGGACAAUCAUAUCACUGAACAAGAUCAAAUCAGCUAAACUCGCUGAUCGUUGAAUUGACCUCACGAUGUCACACAAAAGAGCAAUAGAAGAAGGUUCAAGUCUU
Marchantia polymorpha subsp. ruderalis is the source of this 1286-nucleotide messenger RNA. NCBI's taxonomy places the organism in Eukaryota, Viridiplantae, Streptophyta, Marchantiopsida, Marchantiales, Marchantiaceae. The record is from the annotation of a GenBank genome assembly.